AUGGGAAAGGCAAGCAGAUGGAUCAGAAACUUGCUGGUAGGCAAAAAGGAGGACAAAAUCAACAACAAAGAUGGUGGGGAUACAUCUUCACCGAGAACCACGGCUAUUAUACCAGCAACUCCAAGAAGGAGAUGGAGCUUUAGAAGAUCAACAAAUAACACAGAUAAGCAAAACCACCCCUCAAUGCUGGUGAUUUCGUCUCCUAAAGCCCCCAGGAAAACAUUCCAUAGAGUAUCUCAAGUGUUAGCAAUGGCUGCUGCAACAAAAAUACAGUCAGCUUUUCGAUCUUAUCUGGCUCGGAAGGCAUUGUGUGCACUACGUGGACUAGUGAAGCUACAAGCCCUCGUGCGUGGUUACUUGGUACGUAAACAAACGACAACCAUGGUUAGGUGCAUGAGCGCACUGGUUGCCAUUCAGCAUCACAAUGAAAACUCGGGACAAUCCAGAAGCAAUACCAGUACCGGUAUAAGCUACCUACAGUCAUCCAGAAGAUUAUCGAUAGAUUCAUCAGCACUGACUCACAAAAAGUCAAUGGAAUUGCACAAUAAGCCCAUUGAUGAGGUUUCUACAGCAUCACAAACAAGUACACAGCAGGAUGAGCCCAAUUACAUGACCCGGACAGAGUCCUCGAGAGCUAAAGCACGGUCACAGAGUGAACCAAGGCGUCGACCCACCAAACAAAAGCGUGAAAAUAGGCGAACAUCAUCAAAUGAAAAUCUUGGUGUCAUCCGAAAAGGGAUUCAGACCUAUGGCAAUCAUAAGGACCAUGAACAUUGGUUGACCAAACUUCAGGGAUCAUCAAAAUCGAUCAAUAACUUCGACUUUGAUUCAUCUUAUUAUACAACUCUUUAUGCAUACGAAGUUGGCACCUCCGACAUUUUAACAUGA
This is a messenger RNA of Erigeron canadensis, 888 nucleotides long. Its product is annotated as protein IQ-DOMAIN 19-like. Bases 1 to 888 code for a protein of 295 amino acids. NCBI's taxonomy places the organism in Eukaryota, Viridiplantae, Streptophyta, Magnoliopsida, Asterales, Asteraceae. The record is from RefSeq and is a predicted model, not a curated record. Gene Ontology annotation, molecular function: protein binding. The transcript is spliced from 4 exons.